Trachymyrmex septentrionalis is the source of this 1543-nucleotide messenger RNA. RefSeq names its product transmembrane protein 47. NCBI's taxonomy places the organism in Eukaryota, Metazoa, Arthropoda, Insecta, Hymenoptera, Formicidae. The coding region runs from base 658 to 1323 and encodes 221 amino acids. Gene Ontology annotation, cellular component: cell-cell junction; membrane. The transcript has 8 exons. Gene Ontology annotation, biological process: cell-cell adhesion. The record is from RefSeq and is a predicted model, not a curated record.
UUGUGCAAAGCCCCUACCUAUAAUUCCAUCAGAGUACAGAUGAGUAAGAUGAGUGCUGAUGAUGAGUACAGAUGACCGAAUGCAGCGUCGAUUAUUCAUGGAUGGUUGUAAUGACAAAAUAUGGAAUUAUCUUAAAAUGACUCAUUGAGUUUACUUUGAGGUGUUGAUCAGAUGUUAAAUAUCUUGAGUAAAUCUUGAGUCACACUUGAAUUUCUAACCUCUAUAAAGUCUUCAACAAGUGUGGUUGACGAGAAUGAGUGAUCAUAACCGAGAUUGUGACAAUAGAAGUGACAACUGACAGGUCGAUGCAAUACGGACAAUUAACGCACAUUCUUUCAAAGAGAAAAUUUAGCUCACAUUCCGGAUUCCCUGCAAUAAACCUGGUAUCCGAAUAUUCUCGAAACUAAAACAAAGACAUUGCAUGCCAAUGUCACGUGCGAGGUGGGACGGAGAGAGGUUCUUUUCACAAGCAACGUGCUCACAUGGCGAGAACGAAUAGAUUAAUGUAGAAGUGUGAUUAAUGGCGAAUUCAAUUGGAAGCACUAGCGGAUACUAAACCUGAGUGCACUGGUCUUUAGCCACAAUUUAUCAUCAACGAACAGAAUUGUUCGUGCAUGUCAUGCACUUCCGGGGAAGAUAUUUGUGCAAAUAGAGAGAAUGCCUCAAACGACCACUAUCGAAACUCUUACUGUAACCAGACCACUUAAGGUGAUCGCGUUUAUAUGCGGGAUCAUAGUGGUGCUGCUGAUGAUAAUGGGCUUGGCGUCGACCGACUGGCUGAUGGCUCUGGGAUGGAGACAGGGCUUGUUCGCCCACUGCAUCGAGGAAGGUGCCCCAACACCACUCCCCUUCAACAUGCCCGAUCCUCCGGGAUGCUACGCAGCCAGGGACAGCGCUUACAUAAAGGCAGCUGCGGCUUUGUGCGUAGUGUGUCUUCUGACGGACAUCGCUGCGACAAUUCUCACUGGUUUGGGUUUGCGCACACAAGAUCACAGGGACAAACAUAAAUAUUAUAGAUUUGCAGUAUUCUGCAUGGGCAUUGCACUGGUGUCCCUACUAAUAGCACUGAUCAUAUAUCCCAUAUGCUUUGCAGCAGAAUUGAAUCUCGGAAACCGAACCAACUGGGAAUUCGGUUGGGCGUACGGCGUCGGUUGGGGCGCGGUAAUUUUCCUAGUUGGAGGAGCAGUAUUGCUGUUGUGCGAGAAGGAAAGUGAAGAGAUUUACUAUAAGGAAAAGAAAACUGUUCGUGAUGACAUAGGAAGUGGCGGUUCCAUGAUUGGCAUGGGACAUCACGCUGGACGAAGUGGAACGCAGCUAGCCUAGUGGCAUUGCUCCCUGCCCGAUGUUGUUCUCUAGGUGAUUCGUUUUAUCUUUUUCUGCUCUCACAGUUCGACACAUGCGCAUACGAGAAGGUAUACAAGCCUAUGAAUGGAUUUUUGGUAGGGCAUUUUUGGCUAAACACAAAAAAAAUUACCCUACGGAUUCUUCGAUCAAUCUAACUUGGAUACACAAAGUAUCAGCAGUUUAAAUUGAAUAAUCUUUG